Molecule: messenger RNA, 1056 nt
Organism: Camelina sativa (false flax)
Lineage: Eukaryota; Viridiplantae; Streptophyta; Magnoliopsida; Brassicales; Brassicaceae
Source: RefSeq, a predicted model, not a curated record
AUGAUUCGGUUGUGUGUUACGUUCAACGGAAUAGUUGAUGAUCAUAAGAGUAAAGUCCUGUUCGAUUUGAAUAAGGACCCACAUGAUACAAGUGAUGAUGGUGAUGAUGUGGAAGUUGAUCUGGGAAAAUCAGUAGCUAUUAUUUCAAAGAAUUCACAUAAGCCGAAUGAUGAUUUAUUAGAAAAGCCUACUGAUGCUAAUCUUGGUGAUGCUGCUGGUUUAAAGUUGGAAGAUUCAAUGGUAAAAAAGGACAAAUAUUUUAGCAGUAAGGAAGCUUUACAGGCUACUAUGGAAAUGACUGCAUCUGCAAGAACAAUUGGACAUCUCAUUAAGGAAAGUUAUGAGGGUGUGAAGGAAGUUAACGAAGUUAGAGGAAUUCCUGAGAAAAGUUAUGCUAAGAUACCAAAAUAUUUGCACAUGCUACAAGAAGCGAAUCCUGGUACGUUCACAAAUUAUGAAAUUGACUUUGAUGGAAGAUUCAAAUAUCUGUUUAUUUAUUUUCGUCAAUCAAGAAGAGGGUUCUACAAGGCAAUGCAGAAAGUGAUAGUAGUUGAUGGAACAUUUUUGAAGAAUAAAUACAAAGAAGUUCUACUAGUUGCUACAACUGUAGAUGGUAACUCCAAUUUGUAUCCAAUUGCAUUUGGAAUUGCUGAUUCUGAGAAUGAUUGUUCAUGGGAGAGGUUUUUUAUGCAACUUAAGAUGGUUAUAGCAGAUGAAGAAGGUUUAUCAUUUGUGUCAGAUAGACAUAGGUCGAUUGCUAAAUCAAUUGGAAACAUCUACCCAUUGGCUAAACAUGGUAUUUGCAUCCACCACUUGAUUAGUAAUGUGAUAACAUAUAAUAAGGGCAGAGGAGUCGCUGGUAUGGUUGCAAAAGCGUCAAAAGCUUAUAGAGUUUAUGAGUUUGAGAAAGAGUUUGCGCCCAUUAACAAUAUUAGUCCUGCUAUUGGAAGUUAUCUAGAGGAAGUGGAUGUGAGAAAAUGGGCUUGCUGUCAUUUUCCGGGUUAUAGAUAUGAAAUUAACACCAACAAUGCGACGAGUCAAUCAAUGCAGCUUUGA